Messenger RNA from Scylla paramamosain (green mud crab), 3960 nucleotides. It is a transcript of the gene Vps29, whose product is annotated as vacuolar protein sorting-associated protein 29. The record is from RefSeq and is a predicted model, not a curated record. Gene Ontology annotation, cellular component: endosome; retromer complex. The transcript has 4 exons. Bases 136 to 702 code for a protein of 188 amino acids. Gene Ontology annotation, biological process: intracellular protein transport; retrograde transport, endosome to Golgi. Lineage: Eukaryota; Metazoa; Arthropoda; Malacostraca; Decapoda; Portunidae.
CAAGCUCUAUUGUUGUAGCUUUAUCACUAUCAUUUUUGUUACUUUUGCUAUUAUACUUCCGUACACCCAUCCUGCCGUAACUCAUACCAUCUACUAUCUGCUGGGGAAUCAUUACUUUUUGCUCAUCCUUCUUAAAUGGAGACAUCCUGUCUUAAGUUGGUCCUUGUGCUUGGAGAUCUCCACAUUCCCCAUCGGGUCAGUUCACUUCCGGCAAAAUUCAAGAAGUUGCUAGUUCCAGGACGCAUCCAACACAUUCUGUGCACGGGCAACCUGUGCACCAAGGAGAGUUAUGACUAUCUCAAAACCUUGGCUGCUGAUGUCCAUGUUGUGCGUGGUGACUUUGAUGAGACAAGCUAUCCGGAACAGAAGGUGGUAACAGUUGGACAGUUUCGGAUUGGCAUGUGCCACGGCCACCAGGUGGUGCCUUGGGGAGACCCCGCAGCACUCUCCCUCAUUGCAAGGCAAUUAGAUGCUGACAUCCUUAUCUCUGGUCACACUCACAAGUUUGAAGCAUUUGAAGCAGAGUCAAGAUUCUUUAUCAAUCCUGGUUCAGUAACAGGAUCAUAUAGUGCACUUGAUGGAGAGAUCACGCCUUCGUUUGUACUGAUGGACAUACAGAGUUCGACUGUGGUGACCUACGUUUACCAGCUGAUUGGUGAUGAAGUUAAAGUAGAAAGAAUAGAAUAUAAAAAAGUAAACUAAAUGUCUGAAAAGAUAAUAAGUGUUAAAUAGAGAAAGAAUGUUAGAGAAGGCUAAUUGGCCUUUUCUAAUUUUUCUUUAGUUAAAAGGCUUGGAUAACUUGGCAUUGUAUGUCAAAGCACCAUAUUGAAGUACAUCAGAGGUGCAAGAGCACUUUCAUAUAUUACUAUAAUUUUUGCACUCAGAAGAUUCAAUAAGAACAUAAGGCAGUAAGGUCAAUGUAUCUUUUAUUAAAUUUGCUCACAAAAUCCGUAUUCAGUUUUGUAUCAAUUUUGUCACUGUGUUAUUUUACUUUAAGACAGUAGAAUCACUAUCUGUGCUGCCAAAAUGUUUUUAGGUACUCAUGCACAGCUAGAAAUGUUCUAUAUCCUAAAGGCCACCUUAUUGUAUAAUCUCUUAAAUCUACAUUGUCUUAGGUAACACAUACGUACACACCACUCACCAGUUCAGUGGUUUUGUACCUGGUUGUCACCUUACAGGUUGAGGUUUGUUGUGUUCACAAGACUAGUUUUUUUUUCUUACUGAUGGGUGAGCAGUUAGUGUCUUCCUUUAACAAGAAUUGGAUAUGUGGUGGGAAAAGUCUUGGCCUUACCCACAGAUUGGGCAACAAUGAGCUCUAAGCUCUCCUUGGGAGAGAGUAGCUGGCAGUUAGGAAUUUAACACAUGAUCUCCAACAAGAUGCAUGUGCACACACACACACACACACACACACACACACACACACACACACACACACACACACACACACACACACACACACACACACACACACAGAGAGAGAGAGACUGCAUAGUGUAGUGGUUAGCACACUUGGCUCACAACCAAGAAGGCCUGGAUUUGAAUCCCAGGCAUGACGAGGCAAAUGGGUGAGCCUCUUAAUGUGUAGCCCCUGUUCACCUAGCAACAAGUAGGUGUGGGAUGUAACCCAAGGGGUUGUGACCUCACUGUCCCGAUGUGUGGUGUGUCAGUGGUCUCAGUCUUACCUGAAGAUCGGUCACUAUGUGCUAUGAACUCUUUCCGUAGCAAAACGGCUGGCUGGGUGACCAACACACACACACACACACACACACACACACACACACACACACACACACACACACACAAAUUGUGAGUUUAAGGAUAUGGAGCACAUACAAAACAAUAAUCCUACAAAUCUUACAUGAAACUUCACAUUUGACCACAAGUUAGCUGUUUGUUGCUCAGGAAACUGAUUUGCACACAGCAUUUUCUUGAGCUUGAUGAUAUUUGUAUCUCUCCACAUUAUAUGAAUUUCACCAAAUAUCAAAAACGUUGUAUAAAUUUGUCAAUGGUUGAACACUUUUGUUAUGCCUCUGUCUGUUGUCAGUUGUUAUUGAUACAGUUACUCAAGUAUUUUCAUUCCACUCACUUUUCACUACAACACUACAGAAGCAGAAUGUUAAUAACCUUGAUAACACCAUAACAGAAUGUCAGGUAUUAUCAACCUCAGUGAAUGGAAGUGGUGAUUCUACUGUUCUACUGUUAUUAUAAGUUUAGGAAAAUUGCUGAAGAUAUUACAAUCAUGAUUUGAUGUUUUGAGAUGUCAGAAUUAAUUGCUAUUUAAUUAUGUAACUGUUAAUAAUAGCCAUCAGUGAAGCUGUAUUUAUCUGAAUGAAAAAGAUCUGGUGUUUUAUAUAGGUAUAUAUAACUAAGUAUACAGGUAAAAUAUGUUGUUACACACGAUAUGAUCAUAUCUGAUCCUGACUUCAAAUUAUGGAAGAUAGUUAUAUUUACUCAAAUUCCAUUUGUAAGUAUUUCCAUAUUUUGAUACUGUAUUAUUUUUGUGGAGAGUUUUGCUAUUAAGUUGUGAUUUUGAGCAUUGUUAGUAAACUUGCAGGUAUUUUGCUAUGCUAGAUAGCUGAAUUUGUUUGUUGAUUACAAAAACUGAUAUGCAAUAUACAGUGCACUGUGCAAAUGUGCACUGAUGGUGUAGAGUGCUUCCCCUUAAUAUGGAGAAGGUAAAUUAAUAUAUGGAGAGAUUGGUUCCAGAUACAUGAAAAUACUUAUGGAAAUUAGCAGAUUUUACAGUAAGUAUAAAGAAUUGUUUAAUAGGAUGAUGUUUGUGCCAUAUUGGUCAACAUGUCAAGGAAUGGUUCGAUGACUAUGUGGGUAAUUACAUCGAAAUUGACCAGCAAACAGUUCUCGCCUUUACUCAGUCAUGAAUUUAUGGUCUCUUGUGUGAAAAACAUCCAGCUUCUGUCUGGUUAUGCUUUUGGUGAUGGUGCAUAAACAUGUUUCACUCAGUGCAACCUGUCCAAGUUUAAAAAAGUAACAAAGACAAAUUGCAGUCAGUGUUAGAAGAAAAAUAAUAAUAACCAAAGAAGUGCACAGACUUGGUACAAAAGAAAGGCUACAACUACUUGGAUAUACAUUCAGACUGUUAAUUAAAUUGAAACAUAAGAAAAUGAUGAGUAAUAGAAAACCAGUCAUGAUGCAGUGCAUAACAGGGUUUCAGAUUCUAUUUGGGAUUAGUGCAGAACCAUUUAUGGGAGACCUCAGCUCAAGAAAGGCUGCUAUUUUUGAGGCACUGUUUUAAGAGGUAGCACUGUUUGAAGAAAAUCUGAUGGAAGUACUGAGCCACUGAUAUUUUCAGUUUUUGAUAUUAUACAUACAUAUUAUGGAUUAAUUUCUUUCUUAUAUCUGAGGGUGUAUUUUCACUUAGGCAUUUAUGUAAAUGAACUGACAAAAUAUGGCAAGGCUACACUUUUCCCCGAGUCAGUGAACCUUUCCUUGAUCUGGGAAAUUGUAUGGAUAUAUUGAACAACUGUUCUUGUCUCAGCUUGUUUCUUUAAUAUCUCCAUCUCCUCAAUGAUCAGUGGCUUGGAAAUCUUGCCAUGGUGCAACUCUAUACCACAUUCUAAUUAGAGACUGGAAACUGUUUCAACCUGUAACUUGUGGUUAUUUAAUGAAUGUUAAUUGUUGGUACAACCAGAUAUCACCAAAAUAGAUUUUUUGUAAAUCAAAGUGGAAAUGAAUCUAAGCUACCUUUAUAGUGAGCAGCUAAAACAGUGUUUACAUGAGGACUGAGAGAGACCUGAAUGCCUUCCUGCCCUACAACUUGUAUCAUCGUGUAGAGCAAGGGGAUGGAUGCCUUGUUCCUUCUUUUUGUCCCAUUUUGCCAUGUUUUAUGACAUGUAGAGAAUAUGGACAUGCCAUGUCCCCUGGGUGACUGUACCACUGGAUGUAUGGAUCAUACUGUAGUGAGUAAGUAAAGUGAUUACUAUAUCUCUAUAUUCUCCACAA